AUGAUGAAGAAAUGGAACGGGCGCUGGCUGGGCGGACAGCUACGCCAGUGGUCCGUGCCAGUUGCAAUGCAGCUAUACCACCACUCCUAUUCGCUGGACAGUCAGAAAGUGCGGAUGGCGCUGGAAGAGAAAGGCAUUGACUACACCUCGUAUCACGUCAAUCCACUCACCGGCAAAAACAUGAAUGUGGACUUCUUCCGCAUGAACCCCUCCGCGAAGCUCCCUGUCUUCCAGAAUGGAGCGCACGUCAUCUAUCGCGCCAUCGAUAUUAUUCAGUACAUAGACAGGCUUGCAGUGCAUUUAAGUGGUGAAAUCCCCCCUGUGAAUACUGAGGUUCACCAAUGGAUGCAGAAAGUUGAUGCUUGGAAUCCUAAGAUGUUCACCCUCACGCACACCCCGGCCAAGUACCGUGUGUUUGUCUCCAAGUUCAAAAGGCGGGUGUUGAUUGCUCGCAUGGCUGAUGCCCCUGAUUUAGCUAGCAUGUAUCAUGUCAAGCUCCGUGAGGCUUAUGAGACUGAGGACAAAGUGAAGGACCCUGACAUCAUGAAGCAAAGCGAGGAAGAACUGAGCAAACUCCUUGAUGAAGUUGAAUCCCAGCUCAGCAGGACCAAAUAUCUCGCUGGCGAUGAAUUCUCACCUGCUGAUUCGAUGCUUGUCCCUAUUCUUGCGCGCAUAACUCUUCUGGGCCUUGACGAUGAAUACAUCAACUGUAGACCCAAGAUACUUGAGUACUACAAUUUGGUUAAGCUGCGACCAAGCUACAAGAUUGCCAUUGGCAAGUACUUUAGUGGGUGGAAGAAGUACCGAACUCUCUUUAAGACAUCGUUCUUCCUUUGCGUUCGAACCCUGUUCAGGAAGUACUAG
Miscanthus lutarioriparius is the source of this 864-nucleotide messenger RNA. The record is from the annotation of a GenBank genome assembly. NCBI's taxonomy places the organism in Eukaryota, Viridiplantae, Streptophyta, Magnoliopsida, Poales, Poaceae.